CCUCCGCUCCGCCCUCCCCGCGCGUAAAAUAGUGGGUCUUCUCUCUGAGCUGCGCACUCAGCAGAUGUUUCUCCGUGCAGUCAGCUCAGGGCUGACGUCGCUCUUCCGCACUCCCGGGCUUGCAGCGGUUACCGCCAUGAGCACUGGCACCUUUGUCCAGUUGGAUCCGCUCAACUACCGCGACGGGGCCCGUGUGGAGCCCGUGGACAGCAGCGGCACGGAGAAGGCCUUCGAGCCUGCCACCGGCCGAGUGAUAGCUACUUUACAGUGUUCAGGAGAAAUUGAAGUACAUUUGGCUGUUAAAAGUGCAAAGGCUGCCUUUGAAAUAUGGAGAAAGAAAUCUGGCAUGGAGCGUGGCCAAGUCCUUUUAGAGGCUGCCCGGCUGAUAAAGGAACAAAAGGAUGCAAUUGCCACCAUGGAGACAAUCAACAAUGGGAAGUCCAUAUUUGAGGCCCGCCUGGAUAUUGACACUUCGUGGCAGUGCCUGGAAUACUAUGCAGGCCUGGCUGCAUCCAUGGCAGGAGAGCAUGUCCAGCUCCCAAAUGGGUCCUUCGGCUACACCAGAAGAGAGCCACUUGGGGUGUGUGUGGGGAUAGGAGCAUGGAACUACCCCUUCCAGAUUGCCUGUUGGAAGUCUGCUCCUGCUUUGGCAUGUGGUAACGCCAUGAUCUUUAAGCCUUCUCCUUUCACACCUGUGUCUGCUUUGCUCCUGGCUGAGAUUUAUACCAAGGCAGGCGCGCCUCCUGGACUCUUCAAUGUGGUGCAAGGUGGGGCUGCUACAGGCCAGUUUCUGUGUCAGCAUCGCGAUGUGGCCAAAGUCUCCUUCACUGGAAGUGUGCCUACUGGCAUGAAGAUCAUGGAAAUGUCCGCUAAAGGAAUCAAACCUGUCACUUUGGAACUUGGAGGCAAAUCUCCUCUAAUCAUCUUCUCAGACUGUGACCUGGAGGACGCUGUGAAGGGGGCACUGGUGGCCAACUUCCUCACACAAGGCCAGGUUUGUUGUAAUGGAACUAGAGUGUUUGUGCAAAAGGAAAUUAUUGACAAAUUUACAAAAGAAGUCGUGAAGCAGACUCAAAACAUAAGAAUUGGAGACCCCCUUCUGGAAGAUACGAGGAUGGGCCCACUCAUCAAUGGCCCACAUCUGGAACGGGUCCUUGGGUUUAUAAAGUCAGCAAAGGAGGAGGGUGCUACUGUGCUAUAUGGUGGAGAGCCGUAUGAACCAACGGAUCCUAAAUUAAAACAUGGAUAUUACAUGACACCUUGCAUUUUAACUAAUUGCAGAGAUGACAUGACCUGUGUGAGAGAAGAGAUCUUUGGACCAGUCAUGUCCAUUUUACCAUUUAAAACUGAAGCUGAGGUUCUGGAGCGGGCCAAUGAUACCACUUUUGGACUAGCAGCUGGCGUCUUUACCAGGGACAUCCAGCGGGCUCACAGGGUGGCGGCCGACCUUCAGGCUGGAACGUGCUACAUUAACAACUACAAUGUCAGCCCGGUGGAGUUGCCCUUUGGUGGAUAUAAGAAAUCAGGAUUUGGCAGAGAGAAUGGCCGUGUGACCAUUGAGUACUAUUCACAGCUGAAGACGGUGUAUGUGGAGAUGGGUGAAGUGGAGUCACCUUUUUGAAAACCUGUGAAUCCCGUUCAGGUGGCCAGGCUGUGGAACAAGCUGGCUGCCUUGACAGCAGUAUAACUGAAUAGUCUCUUACAUGCAGGUUUUGGGCCACUCAGGAUGAGAGGCUGGGGUCAGUAUUGUCCUCCAUCUUGCAGUUACCCUUCCCAAUUGAAAAUGUGCGCAAGUGCCUUUCAGAUAGCAGCCAGGGGACUUGUUCUUCCUGGGAGUCCUUGCGAGGUCUGUACACGCCAGCAGUACACCACUCAGAAGGCAGGCCACAGCUCUGCUCACACGUCUGUCCCACCAACAAUGGCAACUUUCUAGUUUGCUCUAAAGAUGCCUUCUUUCUUGGGUUUCUGAUGAAUCAGUACACAUUUUCUUUGUUCAU
Myodes glareolus (Bank vole) is the source of this 1997-nucleotide messenger RNA. It is a transcript of the gene Aldh9a1, whose product is annotated as aldehyde dehydrogenase 9 family member A1. The record is from RefSeq and is a predicted model, not a curated record. Gene Ontology annotation, molecular function: oxidoreductase activity, acting on the aldehyde or oxo group of donors, NAD or NADP as acceptor. Lineage: Eukaryota; Metazoa; Chordata; Mammalia; Rodentia; Cricetidae.